Messenger RNA from Nomascus leucogenys (northern white-cheeked gibbon), 2183 nucleotides. It is a transcript of the gene IRF9, whose product is annotated as interferon regulatory factor 9. Gene Ontology annotation, cellular component: nucleus. The record is from RefSeq and is a predicted model, not a curated record. Lineage: Eukaryota; Metazoa; Chordata; Mammalia; Primates; Hylobatidae. Gene Ontology annotation, biological process: immune system process; regulation of transcription by RNA polymerase II. Gene Ontology annotation, molecular function: RNA polymerase II cis-regulatory region sequence-specific DNA binding; protein binding; DNA-binding transcription factor activity, RNA polymerase II-specific.
CUAGGGAAAGAGUGGGGUGGACAGAGCUUUGCUGAAAAGGGCCCCCUGCAACCUAGUGCCUGACCCUCCCUGGUCUCAGGACCAGGAAGGAGUUGACACCCUGGAUGGUCAAGGGAGGCCCUCCCCGUCCAGCAACCUGGCCUGGGCUUCCUCCCUCCCUGCCUCCUUUCUUCCUUUCAUAGAAUUCGACUGGUAUUUGAAGUCACCCAGUAUGUAUCAGGUGGGCACUGUGGGGGAACGCAGAUGCACAGGUGUACACAGCAAUCCAGAGGUCCCAGGCCUGACUCCACGAAACUGGCCUCCCUGGGGAAGCCACGGUGUCACCCAGAGGUCAGAUACAAGCAAGAGUAUCUGAGGGAGGAAGGGGAAUGAGCCAGGCUGGAGCUGAGCCGGCAGAGCAGGGCCCCCCUGCUGCGACAGUGGCAUCCAGAUAGUGAGAUGCUCAGAUGCUGCUGCCCUCUAGUGGCCGCCAGUUCCCUACUCAGACCACGUGAUUUCUGGGAAAAGGCCCUCCCUGGAGGAGAACUGAAACUUAGGGUGGGGACUGUAGAAAGGGGCGGAGAGAUCAGCUGCCCAGCCAGGAGUUAAGCUGAGGUCGUCUGAGCCCUGCGACAGCCUGGACAGCAACUCAGGAUGGCAUCAGGCAGGGCACGCUGCACCCGAAAACUCCGGAACUGGGUGGUGGAGCAAGUGGAGAGUGGGCAGUUUCCCGGAGUGUGCUGGGAUGAUACAGCUAAGACCAUGUUCCGGAUUCCCUGGAAGCAUGCAGGCAAGCAGGACUUCCGGGAGGACCAGGAUGCUGCCUUCUUCAAGGCUUGGGCAAUAUUUAAGGGAAAGUAUAAGGAGGGGGACACAGGAGGUCCGGCUGUCUGGAAGACUCGCCUGCGCUGUGCACUCAACAAGAGUUCUGAAUUUAAGGAGGUUCCUGAGAGGGGCCGCAUGGAUGUUGCUGAGCCCUACAAGGUGUAUCAGUUGCUGCCACCAGGAACCGUCUCUGGCCAGCCAGGGACUCAGAAAUCACCAUCAAAGCAACAGCACAGUUCUGUGUCCUCUGAGAGGAAGGAGGAAGAGGGUGCCAUGCAGAACUGCACACUCAGUCCCUCUGUGCUCCAGGACUCCCUCAAUAAUGAGGAGGAGGGGGCCAGUGGGGGAGCAGUCCAUUCAGACAUCGGGAGCAGCAGCAGCAGCAGCCCUGAGCCACAGGAAGUUACAGAUACAACUGAGGCCCCCUUUCAAGGGGAUCAGAGGUCCCUGGAGUUUCUGCUUCCUCCAGAGCCAGACUACUCACUGCUGCUCACCUUCAUCUACAACGGGCGCGUGGUGGGCGAGGCCCAGGUGCAAAGCCUGGAUUGCCGCCUUGUGGCUGAGCCCUCAGGCUCUGAGAGCAGCAUGGAGCAGGUGCUGUUCCCCAAGCCUGGCCCACUGGAGCCCACGCAGCGCCUGCUGAGCCAGCUUGAGAGGGGCAUCCUGGUGGCCAGCAACCCCCGAGGCCUCUUCGUGCAGCGCCUUUGCCCCAUCCCCAUCUCCUGGAAUGCACCCCAGGCUCCACCUGGGCCAGGCCCCCAUCUGCUGCCCAGCAACGAGUGCGUGGAGCUCUUCAGAACCGCCUACUUCUGCAGAGACUUGGCCAGGUACUUUCAGGGCCUGGGCCCCCCACCGAAGUUCCAGGUAACACUGAAUUUCUGGGAAGAGAGCCAUGGCUCCAGCCAUACUCCACAGAAUCUUAUCACAGUGAAGAUGGAGCAGGCCUUUGCCCGAUACUUGCUGGAGGAGACUCCAGAGCAGCAGGCAGCCAUUCUGUCCCUGGUGUAGAGCCUGGGGGACCCAUCUUCCACCUCACCUCUUUGUUCUUCCUAUCUCCUUUGAAAUAGACUCAUUCUUCACACGAUUGACCUGUCCUCUUUGUGAUAAUUCUCAAUAGUUGUCCGUGAUAAUUGUGUCCUGAAAAUCCUCGCACACACUGGCUGGUGGAGAACUCAAGGCUAAUUUUUUAUCCUUUUUUUUUUUUUUAAUUUUGAGAUAUACACCCUCUUUCAUCUGUAAGGGACUAGGAAAUUCCAAAUGGUGUGAACCCAGGGGGCCUUUCCCUCUUCCCUGACCUCCCAACUCUAAAGCCAAGCACUUUAUAUUUUCCUCUGAGAUAUUCACUAAGGGUUUAAAAUAAAAUUUUAUUGAAAGAGGAA